Molecule: messenger RNA, 12275 nt
Organism: Schistosoma haematobium
Lineage: Eukaryota; Metazoa; Platyhelminthes; Trematoda; Strigeidida; Schistosomatidae
Exons: 20
Coding region: 7791-12191 (1466 amino acids)
Biological process (GO): positive regulation of Notch signaling pathway; regulation of clathrin-dependent endocytosis; protein phosphorylation
Cellular component (GO): cytoplasm
Molecular function (GO): protein serine/threonine kinase activity; ATP binding; AP-2 adaptor complex binding
Source: RefSeq, a predicted model, not a curated record
AUAUGUCCUAGCAUCGAUUGCAGCGGAAUAACUUGGUAGGUGACUAGGUCACUAAUUUGCUAGUUUGUUUUCUUCUUUGGAUAGAAGAAGUAAGCCUCAUUAAGCAUAGUCAGACUUUGUACCCUUUCUCUCACAGGUUUCGAUUUUAAGUAUGCAUAAAUCGUGAGUUUUGAUAUCAUCAACGCCCAAAAAGUCCUAUCUACUCAUGAUUUUACUGGAAGUCUGCGUAUUCUACGUUUGUGAGUAGGAUUAUUUGUCCUUAAAUCUAGCAACCAUAGUUGUUUUCAGUAGGCUAGGAGCUUUUUGUGACUCUCAUCGGAUCUCUAGGACUAGCCGUGUACAGAUAUUGGAUCCACCUUCCACUCUCAAAGUUAUUAUUAGUCUAAGAGGUCGUUGAAUUAUGGACCAUGAAGAAGAAAGGUACAAAAUUUAAGUGUAAAUACGGUGAGACUAUUAUUUAUGGACGAACUAUUCAUGUAUAAGACAACAGGUCUCGGAUGUCCACUUAUUCAUUUGGAUAAAUAUAGUUUUGACAUUAUAGCUGAUGUCAGUUCGUGAUGAAAACCCUAAGUCUAAUUUUUAACCUUAGCCAUCAACUGAAUCAUGAUUCUUACACUUCAAACUGCUUUAUAAACUACAUUUAGCCCUAGUAACUAGAUAGUCACUCCCAAGGUCAUUUUAGCAUCUCUCAAAGGUCGUUCAUAAAUUAGUCUCACCGACUUACAAAUAGAGUGAUAUCACUCUGUUUUGCCUCAAUAGCACGCAGAUUUUAGGGGGGGGUAGCUUAAAUCUAAUUUUCAGAAAAGUUCUUCGGUAAGAUCUAACAUAGAAUGUUUUUUCGUUGCUCCAUUUUGUGCAGGUGAAUAUAUACUAGGUUAUUAACGUGUCGGUUGAUCCCGUUCUCCAUAUUUCUGUUACAUGUACCUAUAUCAGUAAUAAAUUCUGAUCUAAGGCACCUGUAUAAUACAGAAACUGUAGAUAUGUGCCUAUUGGCUUCCUGUUUCUUCAGUUUUUCAUAAAUGGAUUGUAGUCAAGAUAAUCCAAAUUUUUUAUUUAUGUUGUCUCAGUACCUUUCAGUUAAAAGCUGUGAAUAUGUCUGCUAUCACAUUGAUUGUCCUCGUGCCUUCAGCUUCUACACUUAAGUAUACCGCAACAUAUCACGGAUCAACGUUUUUCAAUAUUUUUCACCAACACCCAAGCUCGAGCACUAUUAUGUACUAUAACCUGGUAUUAAAUGGUUUUUCAACUUAGAUUGACUUGUGAUCUUAAUAAAGCUUCAACCAGUAGCAAUAUUGUAUACCGGAAUCCUACCAAAUUCAUUGACGAUGUGGUUUUGAUUCAUCUAAAGUCUGUAUAAAAUACCCUACAACUUAUUUUGUCCCAGAACAUAAUUUAAGUAGGUUAAUAUCAUCAUGUGCUCUUCUGAUAUCAAAGUUACAUACAGGCGUUAUAUUCAAAACUGUAAUUCACUAAUGAGUAUUAGCAAAAGGUAACGUGUUUCCUACUGAUACAUAGUUACAAAGCGGCUUCAAACUUCAAAAAAUCAUCCUAGUAUAAGACGUCUAUGAUUUUUUUCACAAACUCUUGUCUUUUAUCAACUUGUAAAAUUUCAAUCAACUCACCUGAAAACCAGUAUGAUGAAGAGUUAUCAUCUAUGAGCUUUUGCAUUAUUGUGAAUUAGUGUAGGCUUGGUAAUUGAAGAAUUCGAAGUUUAACUAAUAGCUUGAUGUUUCGUCCAUAAUUUGUAAUCUCAUCGGUAUUCUUAAACCAGAUCAUAUUCAUAGAUUGCAAAAAUUACAUCCUUUAUCAUCUCACAGUACGCUUGUCAAACCUUUAAAUAUAAUCUCAAUAAACUAUGUAAAGAUUAUUGGUUGUAGGAAUGAUAUCACUUUAGUAGUUCAUAGAUUUUCAAAAACAUGGGGGAAACAAAAUUCCAGAAAUAGGCCGGUUUUUGUUUUUAGUCCAUCGUCAGAUGUUUUUUUGAAAGGCAGAAUCCGCAACUUUAUUUAUUUGAACACAAAUAUUGGUACAUGGAGGCAUCGGAUACAUAUGCUUCAAACAAUAAUAAUGGGAAUGGGAAAAGAUGAUGUAAGGUGCGUACAAAAAAGGGGAACAAUAACAAAUAGAAAUAAGUGUAUGAUGGUGAAAAAAUAAUAAUAACAAUAAUAAUAAGAGAAGCAGUUCACUUAGCAAAGGUAUGACCAGAAAGAAUUCCAUCUAAAAAAGUUACGCACAUUUUUUAUGAAGAAAGUAAAAGAAGGUUACAGCAGGAUCGCCACUGGCUUCUAUUCUGAGCCAUAUCUGACAAAGUCUCUAGCCACUGCGUUGCACCAUCUCUAGGACACCAACCAAGGAGUCGUGAAGGACCAGCACAAGCCAGUCCUAUGCGGCUUUCUUUCAUACCACGACACCAUGUCAUACACUGACCACCUCCCCGCCUUUUCCAACCAGUCCCAGUGACGGUAAAUAAUGCACGACGUGGAACUCUCUGAGACGACAUUCGUAGAACAUGUCCAAGCCACUGAAGUCGAUAUUUCAAGAUGGUGACACCAAUUGAAUUAUCGUCUCUGCGCCCAAAUACACGAUGCCAUACCUCUGCAUUACUAACAUGGUGUUGCCACUGGAUGUCAGCAAUCCUUCGGAUACAACGAUGAUAAAACACAGAGUCGUUGAACAUCCUCAACUCGGAGAGGCCAGGUUUCACAAGCAUAGAGCAAAACUGCUCUCAUCGACGCGUUGUAGAUCCGACCUUUUACAGCCAGACUAACAUCACGAAGGCACCAACGACGGCCCAGAUUGGCAUAAGCCACUCUAUCUUUCGCUAUACGUGCGUUGAUUUCAUCACUCACGCCACCACCAGCACUUAUGCAGCUACUUAUAUACACGAACUCGACUACUUCUAUCUGCUCACCAUCCAGGGUGAGUACAGGAUUAGAAUCCGACAGAUCGCAGCCCCGAUGCAAUCAAGCAUGAAUUCUACCACCAGUUAACUGUUCUUCUCCAGAAAGUGCAUUCGACAGAUAUUGUAGUACUAGUCGGAGACUUGAAUGCUCAGGUCGGGCGUCUAGGCACAGAAGAGAGUCAUUUAGGUGGCCGAUGGGGACUUGUUGGUCGCAGGUCAGAUAACGGGGACCGUCUACUGCAACUGUGCACAGACCACAACCUGUUUCUGGCUAGCACUAACUUCUGGCACAGUCAUUGCCGAUGUGCCACCUGGCGUCCUCCCUCUGCAUCUCAAGCCUGGACUUAGAUUGAUCACAUAGCGAUCAGCUACCGCUGGCGUGGUUGUGUACAAGACUGCCGCUCCUUUUGGAGUACCUCUCUGGACUCUGAUCAUGCCCUUGUUUCCGCUAAUCUUACCUUACGUUUCAGCAGCCGAUAAAUAUAUCCCCCUAAAUAGAUCAAUAUCAGGAAAUUGGUUGCAGCUUCUGUUACAACUAAAUAUCAAACCGAGCUAGGUUUUAAGGCUAGCUACCAUUCCACCGAAAAGUAUAGAGAGGCAUUGGUUGCAAUUGCAUGAUAUAUUGUUCAUAUCUUCAUCCUCCGCCAAAUGUUAGAACACUGUCAUACUUAUCACAGGUAAACAAUCGUAGUGUUUCUUGACAUCAGGACUGCCUUCGAUUCGUUGGACAAGACUGUUUUCUGAGAUUGUUUAUUGAAGGGGGUGCCUGAGAAGCUCAUUAACAUUCUAAAUGCCUCAGGCAGAGUGAGGGCAUACAACCACCUUUCUCCAUUGUUCCAUUCAUGCAGCGGGGUUAGACAAGGUUGCCCAAUCUCACUUUGUUAUCGACGUUCUAGAAAUAGCUCUGAUGGAUAUAAAUAAUGGCGGUGUGAAUCUCUUGCCUGGAAAACGACUCUUCAACCUUGAGAGUGUGGAUAAUAUUGUCUUUCUGUGCGGUGAUAUCCAAGCUAUGCAGUCCGCAGUUAAUCAGUCGGCAGUUAGUGUCCGUAGGUAUAGCAUGUGGUUUACACCUAAGUGCAAAGUACUUUAACAAGACUAGUAGCACUCUCUGUGUUUUAUCAUCGUUGUAUCCGAAGGAUUGCUGACAUCCAGUGGCAACACCAUGUUAGUAAUGCAGAGGUAUGGCAUCGUGUAUUUGGGCGCAGAGACGAUAAUUCAAUUGGUGUCACCAUCUUGAAAUAUCGACUUCAGUGGCUUGGACAUGUUCUACGAAUGUCGUCUCAGAGAGUUCCACGUCGUGCAUUAUUUACCGUCACUGGGACUGGUUGGAAAAGGCGGGGAGGUGGUCAGUGUAUGACAUGGUGUCGUGGUAUGAAAGAAAGCCGCAUAGGACUGGCUUGUGCUGGUCCUUCACGACUCCUUGGUUGGUGUCCUAGAGAUGGUGCAACGCAGUGGCUAGAGACUUUGUCAGAUAUGGCUCAGAAUAGAAGCCAGUGGCGAUCCUGCUGUAACCUUCUUUUACUUUCUUCAUAAAAGGUGACCAUAACUUCUUCAACUGAAAAAAUUGUUUCUGGUUGUACCUUUCCGUUUCCCCCAUUAUUAUUAUUAUUAUUAUUAUUAUUAUUAUUAUUAUCAUUAUUAUUAUUAUUAUUUUUAUUACACUACCUUACACUAAUCUGUUCGCUAUUGUUUUUUUCUCUUUUAAUCCUCAUUGUUUUGUGUGGCGCAUAUAUAUUUGGUGCCAUCUUGUUCCAAUAUUUAUGUGUUCAAAUAAAUAAAUAUAUAAAUGGGGCAAUAGUAUGAUUUGUAGUUCUAAAAAGUUUGGAAAUAAAGGGAUUCUCCGAAAAGAAGGAAUGAAUUCUCUGAAUAAAAAGUAUGAAGUAAUGUUGAAACUUGGAAUAGAACAGAGAAAAAGAUGAAUACAUCUGUAUCACAUCAUCAACCGACUUUUCGUUUUCCCUGUGUACCCUACUACAUUCAGCAUUUAUCACUUAGUUGUCCCCACAUGCUACCAAUGCUUCGAAGAUAUCAGAUGUCCUCUACUUUCCACAGCCAUGUUUUCUAGCCAUAAUUUGAAACAGCCAAAUACUAUGUAGUAGAUGCGCUCCCUAAUUAGCAAACAAACGUUUUGUUUUGGAGAGCAUCCCUCGCAAAUUUCAUGCAAUUUUCCGGCACAUUUUUUUAACGAAAAUUCUAAGAAAUCUCCUGAUCGACAGAAUCAAAUCCUAUCUUAACUUCGAAGGAUACAACUGGUAUUUCUGUUUUCCAGAAUUCAACGAGGGUUGAAUAUUUGACUGGUACAUUCACAUCUAGUUCUGAAACUAGUUCGGUUUCUCUAAGUUUACUGUCCAUAAUCUAUCUUAAUUUCAGAUGAUUAUUGAGGCUAAUAUUUUAAAUACUAUAUGGGUCAGGGUGAUUCAUCCCUCGUUAUCCCAAGAGACUUCUAUUCCUUUUCUAAAAAUUCUGAAACGAUCAGCAAUUGAGGUCAGUUAGAUGAGGUUACGUUUAGCUUCCAAACUCUAGAAAAUACCUCGGUCAUCCUAACCACCAAGAUUUGACCAAUCCCCUCAGAGACCUCCUAAGUUAUUUCAUCAGAUCCUAUUACUCUAUCUCCUUCCUCAUGCUAGAUGUGCUCUUUCUAACUUCACUAAGAGUGUGGGAGACAUUUUUCGACCUCAUACUCAGGUUGUUUGGUGAGGAUGAGUAGCUUGAGAGUAACUGGAGGCUACUAAAACUUACUUAAGGUGUUCCUGUCAUAUAGGAUGACAUAGGUUCGUGGUUCGUAGAAAGUAUUACUAAUAACUGACUUUUUAACACCUAGGUCUAAGGUUUCCAACCAACUGCUUCCAACUACCUAAAAUCAAAUACACAAGUAUCUACGAAAAUGUUAGUAAACUCCACACCAUUGUACUUAGUCAAUUUUCGCAUAUGAGAAACUGCUAAAUUCAAGGAUAUAAGGUUUAAGUCAUGAAAUUAUAAGUGUUUUCAGAAUAUCUCGCGUGUAUUAGAGCAUUCUAAAGCGUAAAGAGAACAAGUAGGUAUGGUGAAUGAUCUUCGAAUGGCGUGGCCGAGAUAUGUUGCACACUCCUGCUCACCGUCCUUCAAAUAAAAUUAUCGUGGUCAAAGUUAAGCUUAGGAUUUAGGAAGGUGCUGGUUGGUUAGCCAAGACAAAAUCAUUUAAUAGUCCUUAAUUAAUCUGGGAUACAUAAAUAUAUAUUUACUCUUUGAUUGGUGUAAAAUGAAGGGAUUUUAUUUAGUUUUAAAAGAUUUUGUGAUGUACUUGAAAACCUAUUCCAAGGUAACUUUCAUCCCCACUUUUUUACUCUACCGCUUAGCUCACGCCAUUGUUGUUUCCACUUGCAUUAAUUCACUUUCUUUACUGUCACUGAAAUCAUCAUCUUGUUUGCUGGGUUUUAUUCUCCAGUUUAAGUUUUGUGUGAUUCCUGUCUAUCUUCUAAUGCAUUUAUUUCUGUUUCAAACACAUUCUUGGUCUUCUCAAAAAGCUGACUUAGUAUCUUGGUCCAAACUUUGGGCUUAUUUUAUUUAUUUUAUUUUAACACAUAGAUAUUGGUACAAGGAGGCACCAAAUACAUAUGCGCCACACAAAUCUCAUUCGAUAUGUGUGAGGGCUGUGAUACUGUCCGGGUGCCCAAACCGAAGCAGGUGGUUUUCUUAGUGGGCCACUCCCCGAGCCUUCGACCUGAAGGUCUGAUCCACAAGGCAGUGGAGCAUCGUAAGGAGAUGCAGUCCCAUGGAAGCCGGUGACCAACAAUUGGUUCAUACGCCUUUUGUUCCCGCAGGAUACUGGAGCCCAUGUGCACCAUUGGUUUGGAAUCCGGUUAAAGCGCCGGACAUUCACUUUUCGUCCUCUCAUUUUUGUAAACAACACCCCCGCCACGAGAAGGCAGUGAGUAGGACUUCCCUGGCAGAGGCUAUAUACGCGUGGCCAUGUGAGAGCAUUUCGAGAGGGAGAGCGGACUCUCCCCACUCUCGGCCAUACCAGGGCAUUUGGGGGCACUUUGGGCUACCCGUUUUAGUUUAAGCAAUCUAUUGUCUAUCGGUGUCGUUUCUCUUUAAUAACCCAUGCUUUCGCCUGAACUACAUAUGUAUGAAAGUAGUUAGCGGUGGGGGUCUUCCAACGAAAGCAUGAGUAUAUUUCUCACCAGUUCGUACUGUUCUACUUUACGACUUAUGAAACAUGGCCUUACUAGAUAAAGUUGGCAAUUUGGUUGGUGAGGUAGUGAACCUUCAUCGAUAGGUGGUUGGGACAUGUAUUACGUAUGUCAAACUAGCGCUUAACUAAACGGGUGACGUCUGGUGUAAGAGUAUAUUGGAAGAAAGCUAGGGACAGCCAAACCAAGACAUAGAGCCACCUAAUGAAAUCAUUGACGAUUAGAAUGAUUCGUGUAAAUAGUUGUAGACUGUCUAGCUAGGGUCUGCGCGAUUAUCGUAACUAAAGGUUAGAGGCAUUAAGCAACGUGGCUCAGGGCUGUUUUUUAUGGCGUAGAUGCAUUCUCACUUUAUCUCCGACCCGAUUCUGAGCUUUAAAGUUACCUUAUAUUUCCUUAUUUCAUGAAUUUUGUUUUCUUCCCGUUCAUAUUGUCUGCUUAAGCUUUUACAAUACGGCUAAUACUGUGAUAUGGGAUUCGUCUUAAUAAUUUUAUCCUCCUGUAUUAAUGUGGUGUGACAACCUGAACCAAUGAAAGUGUGUUCUGGUUCCUAUGUUGCCUAUAAUUUGCUUCGUAACCUUCGAAAGUAUUCAGUAUGUUUUAUCGUGGAACAUUCAUGCGUGUUCAUUUGGUAAUGAAUCUUUUGGGACAUUCUAUUAAUUAAAAUAAAUUUCAAAUAAAACUCAUUCAUUCCAGUUUGUUGACUUGAACAUAUUCUAAUGGCUGACUAUCUGAAGUCUGCAUUAAGCUAUUUCGCCACCUCAAACACUACUAAAAAUGAAAAUGAAUUUCUUGGCAGUAGUAUAUCUGUCGGGCAACUAAGUUUAAAAGUUAAGAGAAUCAUUGCUGAAGGUGGCUAUGGAAUAGUUUAUGAAGCUCAAGAUGUCAAUGAAAAUACAUCAUAUGCGUUAAAGCGUAUGCUCGCUCACGACAAACCUUCAAUGGAUUUAAUUCUUCAUGAAGUUCGUUUACUGAAGCAAUUAAACGGACAUCCAAACAUCCUUAAGUUUUUUAGUGCAGCAUCUGUUGGUAAAGAGAAAAUGAAGGUUAUUGGUACUGAGUUCUUAAUAGUCACAGAGUUUUGUAAAGGGGGUCAGUUGGAUAAAUAUUUACCGGCAUCAAAAUGUGAAAAUCCCCUGCCAUCGAACGUUAUCUUACAAAUAUUUCAUCAAUGUUGUCGUGGUGUACAACAUAUGCAUAGUCAAUGUCCACCUGUGAUACAUCGAGAUUUGAAAAUUGAAAAUCUAUUACUUACUGAUAAUUUUAUCAUAAAGUUAUGCGAUUUUGGCAGUGCAACUACAAUUACAUAUAGUCCAGAUCAAUCAUGGACUGCUUUAAAACGUGGAAGUGUUCAAGAAGAACUGGAGCGUUUCACAACACCAAUGUAUCGGGCUCCAGAAAUGCUUGAUCUUUACCAAAAUUAUCUUAUUGGUACUCCAUCGGAUAUUUGGGCUUUAGGUUGUAUAUUAUUUUAUUUAACAUGUACUUAUCAUCCAUUUGAGGAUUCAUCGAAAUUGGCUAUUCUCAAUGCUAAUUAUAGUAUACCGGCAUCAAUAAGUUCAGUGAAUGCACCAUUUUGCAGUUUAAUUCGACAAUUACUUCUCAUAAAUCCAUCUCAACGUCCUAACAUAAAUGAAAUUCUUGGUGAGUUAUCUGAAUUGGCGUCUAUGAGAGAAGUUCGAGUAAGUGGUUCUAUUCCUCUGUUGGAAGAAGUUGCUAAAAGACGUAAUGUAAACGUUACAGCUAAUCCUACAAGCCAGCCAAUCAAUCGUAAUGAUCCUAAAGUUAGUGAUUAUCAUCCGAGAUCAAUGCAUUCAGAAAAUAAUGUUGUUACAAAUCCACAACCGUCAUCUAAUAAACCAUCUAGACCCAAUCCUCCAACAUUGCCCUCACAACAAAAAUUAAAUCCAACAGUUAGUUUUAAUCCACCAUCAUCAUUGUCAUCAUCAUCAACAGUAGUCAUAACAACUCAAGCACCUACAGUUAAUCAAAUUUCAAGUAAUCAACAAUUAUCCAAUCAAUCUAUGAGUAAUAUGCUUGGUAUGAUUAAAGGAGGCGCUGGCAAUUUAAUUCGUAAUAUACGAGAUGCAUCAACUAAAGUUAUUGGGACUGUUUCUACCACGUUAAAUACAGAGCUUGAUUUCCAGUUUAUCACUUCACGUAUAGCAGUUACAUCUUUCCCCAUUGAAAGUGGAUUUGAAGUGCUUGCCAAUGUGAAUUCCAUGGAAGAAAUGCAAAAUAUGCUAGAUGCACGUUUUUCAGAUGCUUAUGCUGUUUAUAAUCUUAGUAAUCGUCCAUAUCGUUCAGAUCAUUGGUUUCAUGGUAGAGUAUCACAUCGUGGUUUCGAAGCACACCGUGCUCCAGCGCUAAAAUCAUUAAUUGAAUUAUGCUUAAAUGCAAGGUUAUGGUUAGCUCAAAAAUCGAACAAUAUUUGUGUUAUACAUUGUACCGAUGGUAAAACAUUGUCCGCAGUACUAGCAUGUUCCUUAUUAUGCUUUUGUCGGGUAUUUGAUAACGCGUCACCUGCAAUUCAAUUGUUUGCAUCGAAACGUGGCAAUCCUGGCUUGAAUGCAUCACAGAUUAGAUAUAUCAACUAUGUAGCUCAGUUAAGUCAUAAUCGUGUAUUUACACCUCAUCAUUUCCCAUUGAAUCUUAUCAGUUUGAUAAUUGCACCGGUACCAACAUUUAAUAAAUCCAAAAAUGGAUGUCGACCGUAUGUGGAAAUAUUUGAAGGAAAGACCAAAGUAUACUCAACUUACGCAGAAUACGAUAAUUUAAGAUCCUAUGUUCUUGAAGAUGGAAAGAUCCAAAUACUUUUGAAUGGAUUAACUGUCUUAGGUGAUCUUACAGUUAUCAUUUAUCAUUGUCGAUCUUCAUUUGCUGGACGUGGCAAGAUCAGUUCAGUGAAGAUCGCUCAGUUUCAAUUACACACUGGAUUUGUAGAACAUAAUUUAACAGAACUAAUUUAUUUUAAAUCCGAUUUAGAUCAUCUAGAUAAUAGUAGCAGCUUUGCCGGUUUCACUAGUCGUUAUGCUGAAAGUUUUCAUGUUACAUUGGAAUUUAUGGUUUCACCAACUGAAAGACCAAGACAAAGUGACAAUCUUGUUUAUCCGUGGGAAACUUUGCCAUCAAAUGAUCUACUUAGUCCUAAACUCUGUGUAUCAAAUCAUGAUGAACUGAAAAAUAUCUUAUCUGAUUACGGCCGUUUUAAUCAUAAACCAUCAACUCGAAUGUAUGAAAAAAAUAGUUUAGAACCUAAUCAGUCAAAUAAUCCAUCAGAAAAAGAUUGUAUAACCACUAAUAUUAAUAGCGAUGAAUCAUGUAAUUCAACAAACCAGUCCACUACAAAUUUGUUUACUACUACUCAUACCAUCGGUGGUAGUACGGUUAAUUUAAAACAAAAUACAGAAAUUAAUGAUAUUUUAGUCUCAGACUUAAUCAAUGAUAAUGACAUGCCAAAGAAUCAUAAUUAUACUUAUUCAUCAACUUCUUCUGAUCAUUCAAAACAGAUUAACUACAAUUUAUUAGGUGAUAAAUUCUGUGGGGAUUUUUUUUCGUCGUCCAAGAAUCAAGAUAAUAAUAUGGAGGCAAGUUCUGAUGACCUGCUUGGAUUCCAUGUGGGAUCUUCAUUUCCAAACACUGACAAUGCUACUACUUCUCCCACUUCUUCUAAUACUGAUGAUCAUAUUUUAAUUGAUGUAGCACAGAAUCCUUUCGUAAUUUAUAAUAAAAAUUCACUAGAUGAAAUUAUUACUUCAUCAACAACUAGUCAGCAUAGUAAUUCAGAUGAUUUGAAACAAACUGAUCAAAAAUCAUUUGUUGAUGAUUUAUUUAAUUUCAACUCAUCUGUUGAAGUCAAUUCAAAAACUGAUCUCGGUUGGGAGAAUUUAUUUGGUAUCACGUCAUCAGAAAGCACAAAGACCACUACUAUCAUCACCACUAGCCAAAGUACUACUACAAACAACAUUGGCUUAUCCAAUAAUCCUUUUGAUCCAUUUGGUAUAGCCACAUCAGAAUUAUCUGAUUUCUUUUCAGUACCAAAUUCUUAUAUAUCAAGUGAAAACAACUCGACUACUACCACUACUACCAUCCUUCCUGAUAAAACUACCGCUACUAACUAUUCUCCUCCUCCAACUACUAAUACUAAUACUACUACUAGCAAAGAUUACUUUGGACAACAAGGUGGUCAUUUAAGUGCCAGCGCCAGUGCUAAUAAUUUAAAUCCGCUUUUCGCAUCAGCUUCUUUUACAAAUUUGUCUCCUAACGUUGAAACUAUCCCAGACAAGACUACUAACACAGCAACUACUACUACUGGCAUCAAGAAUCAUGAUCGCCUAGAUCCAUUUGCAGAUUUUGCUGAUGUACUUCGAGAUCGAUUAAAUAAUCAAACUUCUUCCAGUACAAAUGCUACAAAUAGUGAUAAUACAUAUACCCCACCAUCAUCAAAUAGAUCAUCCACAAACUUGGGUGGUUUUUCUGCUGGUCCCAGUCCAGCACAUAAUUUUAAAUCUAGUAUCGACUCAAAGUUUAUGAACAACUCUUCAAAUUAUAAGGAAAGUCCUGAUAAUUUAUUCCAUGGUUAUGAAAAAUCUAGUCAAUCGUAUUCUUCCUACUCCAAUUUUCCUAAUACUACUACUUCUGGAUCUACAUCAAUACCAACUAGUGGAGGAACUGGUGCUAGACCUCAUGUUAAUAAAGAUGCAUUUUCUGAUUUACUCGGUGGAUUUGGUUCUUCUCGAACAAACAACACAGAUGAUAAUAAACAACCGAAAACAGUAAAUCAGAUUCGUCGUGAAAAGAUGGCUAAAACGGUCGAUCCAGAACAAUUGAAAGUCUGUGAUUGGGCUGAGGGUAAAGAUCGAAAUCUUCGAGCAUUAUUAUGUUCACUACCGGCCAUAUUAUGGGAUGGAGUACAAUGGAAUCAUGUUGGUAUGGCUGAUCUAAUAACGCGUGAACAAGUUAAACGUCAGUAUCGGAAAGCUGCUCGUGUAGUUCAUCCUGAUAAGUGGAUGAGUACAUCACACGAGAAUAUCGCACGUCUAGUAUUCGUUGAAUUAAAUGACGCUAUGGCUGAAUUUGACAAAAAUUUUAACAAUUCGUCAGUCAAUAUGAAUUUUUAACAUUUCUUUUGUUUUACCUCAUUUCAAGUAACAUUAUCUAUACGUUCUUGUAUUUCUUCUUUAUCCAACUGUGAAUUUUCCUAU